AUGGAUUCCAAUUUGGAGUACAUAUAUGAGCACUAUGUUGAGCCAUCCGACAAGGACAACUGCACGGAUGGGACGGUGAUGAUGCAGGCGAUCCUUGAAGACGCGGAGCAUGCGGAGGAGCAUGUUCCCAAUUUCAAUGGAUUGAUCAAGGGUCAUCGAGUGCUCAACCGCAACAGGGUGCGCGAACAUUUGACACUGAUGACUGACUACUUUGCCCCUGAUACACUCUUCGAUGACCAUUUUCGCCGGCAUUUUCGGAUGCGCAAGACUUUCUUCAAUCGUUUGUACCAUUGUGUUUGGAUGCUUGCAUAUUGCACGACCGCUGAUUUGUGGGAUGAGUAUCUACGGAUGUCUGAGAGCACAUGCGGAGAUACCAUGGUCGGGUUUGCAACUGUCGAAGUCAAGGUGUUUGGACCCCAGUAUCUGAGAGAACCAACUGUGACAGACACCGAGAGGUUCUUGGCAAUCUCAGAAGCAAUAGGGUGGGUAGGUUUGCUUGAGACCUUGUGGGAAGUGAUGACAUGUUGUGCGAUCAUGCUCAACAUGAUCAUCGAGGAUGAGGGCGAGGUGCUGUCGCAACUCUAG
Messenger RNA from Aegilops tauschii subsp. strangulata, 585 nucleotides. NCBI's taxonomy places the organism in Eukaryota, Viridiplantae, Streptophyta, Magnoliopsida, Poales, Poaceae. The record is from RefSeq and is a predicted model, not a curated record.